UCGAGGCCGAUUUGCGUUCUCUUAAUCACAAUCGGCUUUAUAAAGUUAAGGACUUGCGCUUUUUAAGCGAAGAGUCGUGGAGCAUUAUUGAAUUGCUGCCGCUCGUAAAAGACAUGCUGAAGUUCUCUAUUGGUGAGCGCCGCGUUCUCGCUCUACAACAUCUUGCUUAUGAAAAAGAGCUCGAAAAGUUUACUAAACUUUUGGUUUCUGGAAAUUUACAGAGCAAUGAAACAGAAACUGCAAGUAAAUUAGAAAAAAAGGAAAAAAAUUUAUUAUUAAGCAAAAUGAAUCAGAAAUGCCCGCCAGAAAGACUCGUGAUUCGCAGUGAUAACAAUAACUAUUAUGAAAUUGAUCGUUAUUGUCCUCAUAAACUUGUUGAUUUGGCGAUUUAUGGAAAAGAAAUUGUGAAUAACGUUUUGCGGUGUUCGAAACACGACUGGUAUUUUGACUUGAACGAAAACGGUUUGUGCCAUGAAAAAGGAAAAUCCCUCCACGCGGUUUGUUUAGGGGAAGACCCAAAGCUAGACUG
Zophobas morio is the source of this 529-nucleotide messenger RNA. RefSeq lists its product as uncharacterized. The annotation marks the transcript as partial. Lineage: Eukaryota; Metazoa; Arthropoda; Insecta; Coleoptera; Tenebrionidae. The transcript has 5 exons. The record is from RefSeq and is a predicted model, not a curated record. Gene Ontology annotation, molecular function: 2 iron, 2 sulfur cluster binding.